UUUUCUUUCUUUAUUUUCUCUCAUAAUAAUGAUGGUAAAGAAUCUCAAACCCUUUAUUACUAAUUUACUCUACAAUCAAAAUGACUGUAAAGAUAAGACUGUCCUGUGAGUCAUUCCUCCUUUUCUUUGAAGAUUACAGGUAUUUAGACAUUGUCUGAUUUUUUAUCCUUUUGCACAUUGUUGAUUCAUCAGAAUUGUUGGUAAAUGGGAUCUGAAGGGCCUCUUGCAGUAACAAUCCAUGUGACAGGUUUUAAGAAAUUCCAUGGAGUUUCAGAGAAUCCAACUGAGACGAUUGUUUGUAAUUUAAAAGAGUAUAUGAAGAAAAAGGGUUUUCCCAAAGGGCUGAUCCUUGGAAGUUGCAGCAUUCUUGAGACUGCUGGACAAGGAGCGGUUGCCUCCUUAUAUCAGACAUUGCAAUCUGCUCUGAGCACAAAAGAUUCUGACUCUUCCAAAUUGGGGAGAGUUAUUUGGCUACACUUAGGAGUUAAUAGCGGUGCAACAAGGUUUGCUAUUGAGAAUCAAGCUGUCAAUGAAGCUACUUUUCGUUGUCCAGAUGAAAUGGGAUGGAAGCCUCAGAAAGUCCCCAUUAUUCCCACAGAUGGUGGAAUUUCACGGACACGAGAGACUACUCUUCCCGUUGAGGAGAUUACAAGGGCCUUGGCAAAGAUGGGUUAUGAGGUGAUGACCUCUGAUGAUGCUGGUCGAUUUGUUUGCAACUAUGUAUAUUACCAUUCUCUCCGUUUUGCAGAGCAAAAUGGGAUUAAAUCACUCUUUGUACAUGUGCCCCUCUUCUUAGCAAUAGAUGAGGAGACCCAAAUGCAAUUUGUUGCAUCCUUGCUCGACAUACUUUCCUCUUUAAACUAGUGUACUACUAAUCUCCUCUCAUCUUUAUGUCUAGAUGCAUAUUUGCUUGUAUUGUUAUUGGCCAUGUAUGUGAAGGGCGGUGGUGUGUGUUUGUUUAGUGUUUUUUUUUACAAUAAACAGUUUAAUGGCACAUACAUCUAGCGUGUUUUUCUGUGAUUUUUUUGUAAAGGCUCAAAGCACUAUUCUAUUGUUCAAGCAAUCUUUCAUGCUAAAUUGUGAAUAAAAUUGUUGCUCACAAAGCUUACCUAUA
This is a messenger RNA of Camellia sinensis, 1114 nucleotides long. RefSeq lists its product as uncharacterized. The record is from RefSeq and is a predicted model, not a curated record. Gene Ontology annotation, molecular function: pyroglutamyl-peptidase activity. Gene Ontology annotation, cellular component: cytosol. Gene Ontology annotation, biological process: proteolysis. Lineage: Eukaryota; Viridiplantae; Streptophyta; Magnoliopsida; Ericales; Theaceae.